This is a messenger RNA of Camellia sinensis, 1114 nucleotides long. It is a transcript of the gene PER1, whose product is annotated as 1-cysteine peroxiredoxin 1. Gene Ontology annotation, biological process: cellular oxidant detoxification; cell redox homeostasis. NCBI's taxonomy places the organism in Eukaryota, Viridiplantae, Streptophyta, Magnoliopsida, Ericales, Theaceae. Gene Ontology annotation, cellular component: cytosol; mitochondrion. Gene Ontology annotation, molecular function: peroxiredoxin activity. The record is from RefSeq and is a predicted model, not a curated record.
UAGCCACGACCCAUGCCACGUUCUCAAAUGCACACCUCUUUAAAUCCUCCCCAAAACCACCCAAUCAACUCCAUCAAACUCUCUCUCAAACACACACAAAAAGAAAGAAAGAAAGAAAGAAAGAAAGAAAGAAAAUAGGAAACAAGAAAUGCCGGGGCUGACAAUCGGAGACACUAUUCCAGACCUUGAAGUUGAAACCACACAUGGAAAGAUGAGGCUCUAUGACUAUAUUGGAGAUGGCUGGGUCAUUCUCUUCUCUCACCCUGGUGAUUUCUCCCCGGUCUGCACCACGGAACUUGCUGCGAUGGCGGCUUAUGCUGAUAAGUUUGCUGAGAGAGGAGUGAAGCUUUUGGGCUUGUCUUGUGAUGAUAUGAAUUCUCACAAGGAGUGGAUCAAGGACAUUGAGGCCUACAUCUGUGGUGUGGGUGUAUGCAUGCAGAAUGGGCAGAAGGUGAAAUACCCGAUCAUAGCAGACCCAAACAGAGAGCUCAUAAAGAAACUGAACAUGGUAGACCCUGACGAGAAAGACAGUCAAGGAAACCCAGUCCCAUCUCGUGCUCUCCACGUCAUAGGCCCUGACAAGAAGAUUAAGUUGAGCUUUCUGUACCCAGCAAGCACGGGGCGUAACCUGGAUGAAGUGUUGAGGGUGGUGGACUCGCUGCACAAGGCAUCAAAGCACAAAGUGGCCACACCAGUGAACUGGAAGCCAGGAGAGCCAGUGGUGAUAUCAUCUCCAAACAUGUCCAACGAGGAGGCCAAACAAAUGUUCCCUCAGGGUUACGACUCUACUGACCUUCCAUCCAAGAAAGAUUACCUCCGUUUCACCAAUGUCUAGAACACCAUCCAUCAUCAUCCCAUAACGAAAGUUGAUCCAUAUAUGGACGCUUGUAAAAUAGUAUAUAAGUACUGAUAUGAAGUUUAAUGUUCUUUUUUUUUUUUUUUUUUUUUUUUUUUUUUUGAUUUUAAUAGUAGAUCGAAAUGUCAUAUGGAGAGCAGUGUGUGAAAUUCUCUCUUGUGUGGCUAAGAAACAUCCCAUCUAAAUGCUUUUGUAAAUAUUUCUUUAAUAUCUUUAUGGAACAACAUUAAACUAUAGCUUGAUAUGGAGUUGGGUGCC